Molecule: messenger RNA, 318 nt
Organism: Chondrus crispus (carragheen)
Lineage: Eukaryota; Rhodophyta; Florideophyceae; Gigartinales; Gigartinaceae
Exons: 1
Coding region: 1-318 (105 amino acids)
Source: RefSeq, a predicted model, not a curated record
AUGUACUGUCCGAAUAUUUUUGCGCGCAUUGUGCCGUCGUACUUUGACAAGACGCUCGAGCAGGUACUCGUGAGUACUCUUAGACACAACAUCUUCAUCGUCCAUGGGAGCGACCCUAUGACAUCGAGGUCGACCGUGCAUACCGUGCUCAUUGAUAAUGGGGACAUUGUCUCGGCGUCGCUGCUCAACUCGGGGACCACGGAUUUAUCGUUGCUGGGCAUCGUUCUAUGCAAGUCGUAUGGCAGUUCUUUGGAUGAGGACGCCAAGGAAAUGCUGGAGGAGGAUUACGGUAUCCCGACUAUUUCGAUGGGGACGUGA